GCCUGUGAUCGCAGAGAGCCAUCUGAAGCGCAGAUACUCUCCUCUGUGGCUGCUCCGCCGGGCGGUAGGAGGGGUUGUAGUGACGCUGUCAUCCAAUGGGCACCGGCUUCCUCUGGACUGAGCGCAGCAUCUCUGUCUCAGCGGCACUUGUGCGCCAGACAAGUAAGGACGGUCUCUUACUCAGCACCCGAGGAGAAGAAGCAGAGCUCCGGGAAUUACUGAGCUGUUUUGGCGAAGAAGACUCCUUUCUUCACCUUCUCUUCUGACACGCGCUUUGGCAAAGAUGAACGUUGGCUGCGUCAUCCUGGCGUGCACCUUACUCCUGGGCGCAUCCUUGGGGAGUAAGGCAGGCCAGCCCCUCAAAGCCCCGUGCAGACCCGGCUUCUCCCAGAACUUCUACACAGUGAUUGUCCAGAGAGACGUAUUGCAUGGUCAGAGCAUUCUCAAAGAUACCACCCUGUCCAGCGAGCGUGUGAAAUUUGAGGAUUGCCAACGCAGCAGAGAGGUGGGUUUCAUCAGCAACGACCCCAACUUCAGCGUGAGGCCUGAUGGGACGGUGUACGCAGAGCAGGAGGUGGCCAAUCUGUCAGAGCCCGUCCAGUUCAUGGUGACAGCCCGGGGGCUCCAUGACCCACACAUCUGGGAGACGACUGUAAAGCUGGCUCUGGCUGGACACCCUCAUCCUUUAGCCCUGACAAAGGUUGGCUUUGAGGAAAUGCUGUCAAGAGUGUGGGAAUCCCAACCCAGAGUUAUCAAGUUUGCUCGAAAACAUCAGAGGAGCUCGUCUGUCAAUGGGCUGAGGCGUCAGAAGAGGGACUGGGUCAUCCCACCUAUCAAUGUGCCUGAAAACUCCAGAGGACCCUUCCCUCACAUGCUUGUCAGGAUCCGCUCAGAUCAGGACAAGGAUGUCGGGAUCCGCUACAGCAUCACAGGAGCAGGCGCUGAUCAGCCCCCCAGUGGGAUCUACAACAUCGACCCCAUCAGCGGCAACAUGUUCGUCACCCAACCCUUGGACCGAGAGGAGAGGGCCUCUUUCCAUCUAAGAGCCCAUGCAGUGGAUAUGAACGGUAACCAGGUGGAGAAUCCGAUCGAUCUGUACAUCUACGUGAUCGACAUGAACGACAACAGACCAGAGUUUCAGAACCAGGUGUACAACGGCUCUGUGGCCGAAGGCUCCAAACCAGGUUCGUCAGUGAUGCAGGUGACAGCAACGGACUCGGACGACUCCACCACAGCAAACGGCAUGGUGCGCUACCGCAUCCUCUCUCAGACGCCCCAUAGCCCGAUCCCCAACAUGUUCACCAUCAAUAGUGAGACCGGGGACAUAGUUACUGUGGCAGCCGGCCUGGACAGAGAGAAAGUUUCCCAGUACACCAUCAUCGUCCAGGCAACAGACAUGGAGGGCAACUUGAACUUUGGCUUGUCCAACACAGCCACAGCCCUUAUCAGCAUCACCGACAUCAACGACAAUCCCCCGGAGCUGACGGUCAGAACGUUUUCAGGGGAGGUGCCAGAGAAUAAGGUGAACGUGGUGGUAACAAACCUGACCGUGGUGGACAGGGAUCAACCCCACAGUCCAAACUGGAACGCUGUGUACCGCAUCGUCAGUGGAGACCCCUCUGGACACUUUACCAUCCGCACCAACCCCAUCACCAACGAGGGCAUGCUGACGGUUGUUAAGCCUGUGGAUUUUGAGCUGAAUCGUGCCUUCAUGCUGACUGUGGUGGUGUCCAACCAGGCCCACCUGGCCAGUGGCAUCCAGUCCUCGCUUCAAUCCACAGCCGGAGUCACCAUCUCAGUUCAGGAUGUGAACGAGCCGCCUGUCUUCCCUGUCAACCCAAAGAUGAUCCGCUUUGAGGAAGGCGUGCCGGCAGGAACCACGCUCACUGUGUUUGCUGCUCAGGACCCUGACCACUUCAUCCACCAGAUUGUCAGGUACUCCAAGCUGUCUGACCCAGCUAACUGGCUAAAGAUCAACAGGACCAAUGGUCAGAUCACCACCAUGGCCCUGCUGGACAGAGAGUCCAUGUAUGUCAAAAACAACGUGUAUGAGGCCACGUUCCUGGCAUUCGACAAUGGUAAGUCUGGCUCGCCUCAAGCCAGUGGGACAGGAACUCUCCAGAUCCACCUGAUCGAUGUGAACGACAACGCGCCGGUGCUGGUUCCCCGGGAGGCCCAAGUGUGCGAGCGUGCACGCCCAAACUCCAGGAUCAACAUCACAGCCUCCGACGCUGACGCCGACCCAAACGUUGGGCCCUUUGUCUUCGAGCUGCCUUCUUUUCCUGCCAGCGUCCGCCGCAACUGGACGAUUUCCAGACUCAGCGGUGACUAUGCCCAGCUGAGGUUAAGGAUUCCCUACCUGGAGGCGAGUGUUUACGAGAUCCCCGUCAUUGUGUCUGAUUCAGGGAACCCUCCUCUGUCCAACCGCUCUCUGAUCAGAAUCAAAGUUUGUCCAUGUGAUGAUAGCGGGGACUGCAGUGCCACCGGGGCCGUGGCAGCUGCCGGCCUAGGCACUGGGGCCAUCAUCGCCAUACUCAUCUGCAUCAUCAUUCUGCUCAGCAUGGUUCUGCUGUUUGUGGUUUGGAUGAAGCGCAGAGAGAAGGAGCGGCAGGCAAAGCCCCUUCUGAUCGACCCCGAGGACGACGUCAGAGACAACAUCCUCAAGUAUGAUGAAGAGGGAGGAGGGGAGGAGGACCAGGACUAUGACCUGAGUCAGCUGCAGCAGCCCGAGUCCUUAGACCACAUCAUUAACAAGCCAGCAGGGGUGCGCAGGGUGGAUGAGAGACCUGUGAUUGCUGAGUCUCAGUACCCGGUCAGACCCAGUCUGCCCCAUCCUGGAGACAUAGGAGACUUCAUUAUUGAUGGUCUGAGGGCGGCAGACAAUGACCCCACAGCUCCCCCCUACGACUCCCUGCUGGUCUUUGACUACGAGGGCAGCGGUUCGACCGCCGGCUCUGUCAGCUCACUCAACUCCAUCAGCUCAGGGGACCAGGACUACGACUACCUCAACGACUGGGGCCCUCGCUUCAAGAAGCUGGCCGACCUCUACGGAGGAGGGGACGAUGACUGAGAGUGGAGAGGGGGGCUGGGUGGGGCUGUGGGAGGAACAGGAGAGGAAGGGGCGGAGAACAUGACGCCGGCUCAAGGUUAGACAUGUGAGGAACAGACCCUUAAACGGGCUCACAGCGGCCAAGCCCACAAACAUGAAUCCUGCUGCAAUGCAACUGUAUUCUGGCUUUAUACUUUUUAGUGGCGAGUUUGUAGUGUGAUGUUUUUUUUCUCUCUCUUUUUGUCGUUCUCUCACCGUGCUGGACCCGGAGGUCUCUGGGGAUGAAUCAAGGCGGUUGUGAGAGACAGGAUAGUGAAUUUGUGCUUUGAUUGAUUGUUAAAACAAAACCAUCUCUUGCUUUAGUCUCACACUGAAGAGAAUGUUUUUGGGACUCUGGCUCUCUCUUUCACUCUGUCGACUUGAAUUUCCUUAGAACAGAAGCACUGUCUUUUUUAUAAAGUGCCUUUUGUGGUGUGUUUUUGUAUCAGACUCCUGCUAUCUCAGGAUCGGUUGCCAUUCGUGCAGUGCAGUGGAGGCGCAUUCUCUUGUCGCCCCCCCUGCGCUCCUCAAACCAGCCCUGCCUGUCUCUUUCCUCUGCUAUCAGAGCGGUGCAGAUCAACAACCCCAGCAGCCAGUCCCAGGAGGGAAGGACACAACCAGGGCAGACUACUGGAUAUUAUAACCCAAUGAAUUAUGGCCUAAAAAAGCCAACAGGAGUUGUUGUGGGGAAGACAACCCUCUUCUUCAAGGACCUGCUCAGUCAGACUUUCACAAGAAUCACCUGUGGACACGCUGACAUUGUGUGACAACGUUUUUAUACAUGUGGGGGUUUUCUAAUUUAGUGGAGAAUGCCUGCCUUUCCUCUCUGGACUCGUGAAGUAAGGAGCCUUUAUGUUGAGACGCUUGCCUGCCCUGUAUGGUUUUGUGUUGCUUUCUCCACAGUGUAAAGCUUAUGUAGGCAUGAUCUGAUUAGUCAGACAGUGUAAGAAAGUGGAGCCUUGAAAUGCUCUGGAACAAAGGCAUCGGAGGAGGAUAUUUUUUGUCGCCUUGAACAUUCCUGUUUUUUAUAGGCCAACAAAACUAUUAAAGGUGCAUGAUUUUUUUUUUUUCAAAAUGAUUUACCGGUACUUUAAGCACUUGUUACUAUGUGGUGAGAAUGUGAAAAUAGUCAACAGAAACUAUAUGAAUAUACUCUGUAUAAAGACACUGAGAAAAUAAAACACUGUAAGAUACCUAUUUUUGAAGUAUUGAUGACAUUAAAGUUGCUGCUCUUUCUCCGGCUCAUAGGUGAGUUUAGGGAAAUUUUGGCCCGUUCAUUUUUAACAUCUGGAUUUUAUUUUCCUUUUGUUAAAAUCAUUUUUCAUUUUUCAAAGAUGCCUCCUUAAACAUUUUUUGCUUCUAUUAUUUGGCAUUGUUUUUUAGAAAUGCUUUGUUAUACUCCUUUUAUAUGUGACCCCCCCCCUCACUGUGUAUUGUCUUUUGACAGAUGUGUUCCUCCUGAUGGCCGCUGGCCUCGGGACAGACAGCAGAGGGUUCAUUAGCAAUGCCUGCUGAUAGUUGUUCUAUUACUAAGUGUGUCCUCGAAUAAUUUUAUUCAUUCAUCUAGAAACUGGAUGUGUGCUUCAAAAAAUAAACAAGACAUGUUUUGAAAAUGUGGCAUCUGUUUUUUAAAAUUCCCCCAUUUAUGUGCUGUAAUGUGAGACAUGGCCGACAAACACGAUCUAAUUGGAAG
Messenger RNA from Labrus bergylta (ballan wrasse), 4781 nucleotides. RefSeq names its product cadherin 4, type 1, R-cadherin (retinal) (gene cdh4). Lineage: Eukaryota; Metazoa; Chordata; Actinopteri; Labriformes; Labridae. Gene Ontology annotation, molecular function: calcium ion binding; cadherin binding. Gene Ontology annotation, biological process: cell-cell junction assembly; cell-cell adhesion mediated by cadherin; adherens junction organization. The record is from RefSeq and is a predicted model, not a curated record. Gene Ontology annotation, cellular component: adherens junction; plasma membrane; catenin complex.